AUGGAAGACUUCCAGGCUGCGGAAGAGACCGCUUUUGUUGUUGACGAGGUGAGCAACGUUGUGAAAGAGGCUAUGGACCGUGCCAUCGGCGGUGGCACCUAUCAGCACAGCAAAGUGAAUCAGUGGACCACAAACGUAGCAGAGGAGACUUCAAGCCAACUCUCCAAGCUGGGAGAACCAUGUAAAUACACCGGGAGCUGCCCCGUGCGAUGGGAGGAUGAGGCCUCGGACAGCAUCGCCCGCGCCUUUGGACCGUCCGUCUGA
Molecule: messenger RNA, 264 nt
Organism: Phyllostomus hastatus (greater spear-nosed bat)
Lineage: Eukaryota; Metazoa; Chordata; Mammalia; Chiroptera; Phyllostomidae
Product: dynein light chain Tctex-type 1-like
Exons: 1
Coding region: 1-264 (87 amino acids)
Biological process (GO): microtubule-based movement
Cellular component (GO): cytoplasmic dynein complex; cytoplasm
Molecular function (GO): dynein intermediate chain binding
Source: RefSeq, a predicted model, not a curated record